Molecule: messenger RNA, 482 nt
Organism: Melanaphis sacchari
Lineage: Eukaryota; Metazoa; Arthropoda; Insecta; Hemiptera; Aphididae
Gene: Trs20
Product: trafficking protein particle complex subunit 2
Exons: 3
Coding region: 1-420 (139 amino acids)
Biological process (GO): endoplasmic reticulum to Golgi vesicle-mediated transport
Cellular component (GO): TRAPP complex; nucleus; cytoplasm
Source: RefSeq, a predicted model, not a curated record
AUGACAGGUUUUUAUUAUUUUGUAAUCGUCGGUCAUGGUGACAAUCCUAUAUUUGAAAUGGAAUUCAUGUCUAGCAAAGAAGUUAAAAAAGAAGACCAUAGCCAUUUGAACCAGUUUAUAGCUCAUGCUGCCCUAGAUCUGGUUGAUGAACUGAUGUGGAAAUCUACAUCUAUGUAUUUGAAAACUGUAGAUCGAUUUAAUCAUUGGACGGUGUCAGCUUUUGUUACAGCCAGUCGAAUGCGAUUUAUUAUGGUACAUGAUUCUAAAAAUGAUGAAGGCAUAAAAAAUUUCUUCACUGAAGUUUAUGAAAUGUUUAUAAAAUAUGUAAUGAACCCAUUCUAUAAGCUAAACAUGCCAAUCAAAUGUGGAUCGUUUGACAAAAAAGUACAAUUCUAUGGUCGUAAAUAUUUAGUCAACUAGUAUUUUAUAACAGAUACAUUUGUAAUUAUUGUGAUCUUUAUUUUUUUUUUUCAUGUCAAAAU